Molecule: messenger RNA, 7213 nt
Organism: Phlebotomus argentipes
Lineage: Eukaryota; Metazoa; Arthropoda; Insecta; Diptera; Psychodidae
Gene: rut
Product: Ca(2+)/calmodulin-responsive adenylate cyclase
Exons: 11
Coding region: 392-5581 (1729 amino acids)
Biological process (GO): intracellular signal transduction; cAMP biosynthetic process; adenylate cyclase-activating G protein-coupled receptor signaling pathway
Cellular component (GO): plasma membrane
Molecular function (GO): adenylate cyclase activity
Source: RefSeq, a predicted model, not a curated record
GGAACUCUUCGUGGCCCUCCGGAUGCCCAGAAUGGCGAGAGGCGUCAAGUGAAAUUGUGCUGGACAAGUGCAGCCAUCCCAAAACUGACGUGAACUCACGGAAAACUUGUUUUUACGUGCUGAGAAAGACAGUUUUGUGGGCGAGACUGCGAUUAUUUCGCCUGCUUUUCCUCGCCCUCCGAGUUUCGCCCCUGCAUUUCCGAGUGAUUUGCCUGCUCGUCUGUGUGCUAUGUGAAGUGGAAAAUCCGGCAGUGGGGCAGCUUUUCCAGUGAAGUUUUGGGGUUCUGUUAGUGUUUUCGAGCCACACCAUCAGCCAUGAUUCGCCUGUUCCAGCACUAAUCAUCCGGAAUUCACGAUCUUUGCUGACUGACUGACUGCAGAGGACCUGAAAAUGGAUCACGCGGUUAAGGCGGCCCGCGGGCGGCCGUGGAACAAGCUGCGCUUCGAGAAUGACGAACUCGAAUGCCUCUACCAGCGAUACACUCUCAAAUUGCAGAGAUUCUCUGUGAUGGGGGUGGUGGCCCUUGUGGUGAUGCUGUGCGGUGUGAUGGCAGCUCUGAGUCUGGGGUACACUCAAACGCCAACCGUUCAUAAUGUUUUCAACUCGCUGCUAUGCUUGGUGUUCUCUAUUGUGCUAGCAUUACUGCAAUUUCGCAUUAUUCGCGACUCACAUCUUCCAUAUCUCUGCUACUCUCUCCUGUUCUUCACGGCGGCGUUCUGCUUUAUCUCCAUGCCAACAGUGGGAAACAUUUUUCCAGUGGACACAAAAGAGGUAAUGGCAGAGGGCGUGUGGCAAAUAGUGUUUGUCACCUUCUUGGCGUACGCUAUGAUGCCCCUGCAGAUUUGGGAAGCGGUGAUAUUUGGCAUUAUCCUGCCGACAAUCCAUGUCGGUUUGACGGGCUAUAAAAUCUACACGGGCACAUUCCAAUAUAUGGAAUACAAUCACCUGGCGGCCAAUAUUGUCAUGUUUAUUGGCGUGAAUGUGACGGGCCUGGUGGUGAAUGUGAUGAUGGAGAGAGCCCAGAGGAGGGCAUUUCUCGACACGCGCAACUGCAUUGCUGCCCGCCUCGAGAUGGAGGAUGAGAAUGAAAAGCUGGAGCGCCUGUUGCUGUCUGUGCUGCCACAGCACGUGGCGAUGGAGAUGAAGAAUGACAUACUGUCGCCGGUGGAGGGACAAUUCCACAAGAUCUACAUACAGAAGCACGAGAAUGUGAGCAUCCUGUUUGCCGAUAUCGUGGGCUUCACUGUGCUGGCGUCUCAGUGCAGCGCACAGGAGCUAGUGAGGCUGCUGAAUGAGCUAUUUGGGCGCUUUGAUCAGCUGGCCAAUGACAACCACUGUCUGAGGAUUAAGAUACUCGGUGAUUGCUACUACUGCGUGUCUGGAUUGCCCGAGCCAAGGACGGAUCAUGCGAGGUGCGCCGUGGAGAUGGGACUGGACAUGAUUGAUGCCAUUGCGUCGGUCGUGGAGGCGACAGAUGUGAUUCUCAACAUGCGUGUUGGAAUACACUCUGGCCGGGUGCUUUGCGGCGUUCUGGGUUUGCGGAAGUGGCAAUUCGAUGUGUGGUCCAAUGAUGUCACCCUGGCCAAUCACAUGGAAUCCGGUGGGGAGCCCGGACGCGUUCAUGUCACACGAGAGACACUGGAUGCGCUCGGUGGUGAAUACGAAGUGGAAGCGGGUCAUGGAGGCACACGAGACUCGUAUUUGCGUGACAACGCCGUCGAUACGUACUUUAUUGUGCCGCCACCGCAUCGUCGGAAGCCGCUGAUGCUGAAUACGCUGGGCGUCCGAUCGGCUCUUGGUGCAGCGAAUCGACGAAAGUUGUCCUUCCGCAACGUAUCAAAUGUUGUCGUCCAAUUGCUUCACACCAUCAAGUAUUCAGUUCCUGUUCCAUUCUCACACAUGGCCACGGGCGCCUAUCCGGCCACCAGCGCCAAUUCCACGGGAAAUUUCAAUGACAAGGGAUCACGAAAGGUGUUACAGUUGCAGAGAGCGCUUCAUGCGCCCUUGGAUUCAGAGGGAUCUGACCAGCUGAAUGAUUUGUUGAAAAAAAAUAAAGUUACCGAGAAGUUUAAACGGCCCUUUAAAAAGCGCCACUCAAGUGUUUAUCACCAGCCAACAAAUCGUGUAAACAAAUAUUUAUCACAGGCCAUUGAGGCACGCAGCGUGGAUCGAGACAAGUCGGUUCAUGUGAAACGAAUCACCUUGCAAUUUCGCGACAAGGACAAAGAGCGCCAAUAUCGGCAGGAUCUCGACUUGGGGUUCACCACAGCGAUGGGCUGUAGUAUUUUGCUAUUGAUUCUCAGCGCAGCACUUCAGGUGUCAGCCCUUCCACGAACUCUCAUCCUGCUGCUGCUCUUUCUCACCGCCUUCAUCUGGAUUAGUGCCAUUCUCAUGCUCCUGCUGGCCGUCAGACUGAAGUGGAUUUACUGGGAUUUGUCACAGAGUUUCGCUCUUCGAUUGGCAAUCACCGUCUUCACCAUCAUCCUCCUGUACUCCGUGGGUCAAGUCAAUGUGUUCACCUGCGUCGAUGAAACGCCGUGCCAGCCGAACGUGACAACGGCACGACCACAUCACGCUUUCAUGUCGGAUGGUGGAUCAAUGGAGCUGGACAAAGUCAUCCACAGUCACAGGAAGUGUGUGCUGCCGCAGUACAUUUCGCUGUCGGCGGCAUUUGCUUUCCUCUCUGUGUCUGUCUUUCUGCGAUUGCCCAUCCUGAUAAAGAGCACCGUGGUGAUUCUCAUGACAAUUGUCUACGCUCUGUUCAUCGAAGUCUCGCAUCCGCACGUUUUCGAAUGCUACGAUGAUCGCUUGUUGACUGGCAUUCCGCUACACACUAUUUCACUGGCGCGAAUAGUCAUCUUCAUGGUGACGAUACUGGCUCACGGCAGGCAGGUGGAGUGGACGGCCAGGCUGGACUUUAUCUGGCAGCUGCAGGCGUCGCAGGAGAAAAAGGAGAUGGCAGUGCUGCAGCAGUCCAACAAGAGAAUCCUCUACAACUUGCUGCCGGCUCAUGUGGCGUCUCACUUCCUGGACAAUCAGUUCAGGAACAACAUGUCCACCAUGGGUCAAGAGCUGUACCACCAGAGCUACGCCAAGGUUGGCGUGAUAUUCUGCAGCGUGCCCAAUUUCCAUGAGUUCUACACUGAGCUGGAUGGUUCGAAUCAGGGUGUGGAGUGCUUGCGGUUGCUGAAUGAGAUCAUAGCGGACUUCGAUGAGUUGCUGUGCCAGGAACGCUUCCAUGCCAUCGACAAGAUCAAGACGGUGGGCAGCACUUACAUGGCAGCUGUUGGCUUGAUUCCCGACUACAAGAUGGUCUCCACGGAUCCCAAUUCCACGAGGCGUCACAUGACUGCUCUGCUGGAGUUCGUCAAGGCGAUGCGAGUGACACUCCAGAAUAUCAAUGAGAACUCCUAUAACAACUUCAUGCUGCGCGUGGGAGUGAAUGUGGGACCUGUGGUGGCGGGUGUGAUUGGCGCCAGGAAGCCGCAGUACGACAUUUGGGGCAACACGGUGAAUGUGUCGAGUCGGAUGGACUCGACGGGCAUACCAGGGUUUACACAGGUGACACAGGAGGUUGUCGACAGUCUACAGGGAUCACAUUUUGAGUUUAAGUGCCGUGGACAGAUCAAGGUAAAGGGGAAGGGUGACAUGAUCACGUACUUCCUGUGCGAGCAAUCUCACACGAAUAUGCUGAAUGGUGAGCGGGAGUUCCGGAGCACAAUGCCCGGCGCCCGAUCGAAUGUGCAUCAGCAGCAGGUGAACGGAAUGAGUCAAGGGAGUCACUCGAAUGCAGGGAAUCACCACGAAUACUAUCAGAAGCGGUCGGACUUGAAUGUGGAGAAGAACUACCAUCCGAAUGUGAUAAGUGAGAAUUAUGUGAAGAAGGAGGCGUAUAAUUUUGUAGAGAGUCCAAAUUUGCUACAGCAUUCGGAGUACAAGCAGAAUUUCAAUAUGCACAACUAUGAGAAGCCACGCGAACAGCCAUAUCAUCACAAUUUCAACAUCACAGAGAAUCCGAACAUUAACAAUUACGAGUAUACAAAUUGCGCCCGGGAGAACUUCACCAUUCGCGAUGGAUUCAACAAUCAGAUUGGCAAGGAGAACUUCAACAAUCAUCACCACGGGUAUCAUCAGGUGGGACAGUAUCAGAAUGGCAUGAGGAAGGAUCAUCUGAAUGUGAAGAAUCACCUCAACAACAUGAACUACUCUUCGUCGCGUGAGAGUGAUUUGUUGCUGCAACAGGCGCCGGUGGCGAAAGUGGUUCCGAGGCAGCAUCAGGUGCACAGCACGCCAAAGUAUGAGCCACCGCGGUACGCUAGUCCGGCAAAUCUCAUCAAUCACCACCAUCACAUCCAGCAGAUGCCGCCGCCGCAGCCUCACGUGGCUUCGCUGGGCUACAUGAAACCCCUGCCCAAGUCACCGCCCGAAACGGAGGACAACCGUGAGAUGUCGUCCACGGAUGACUUGAGUUCGAGGCCGCACUCGCCGAGUGUAUCGUCCUCGGAUGAGAGCUACUCCAAGACGACGGAGAAUGAGGGAGAGGAGGAGAACUCACCGCACCAGGCGCAAUUCGCCAAGGCCCUGAACCCUCUGCAGUGGCUCUAUCCCUGUGAUAUUCAGGCUGAUCCCACGAGCAGCCCCAAACUCAGUCCCAUCGACUUGAGCCAGCUCAAGGACUUCGAGGUGAGCUCCACCACGGAGAGUCAGGCGGCGUCCACGGCGCACAACAAGGGGGAGUCGUGCAACUCGUUUGAGUAUCACGUGGACACAUGGGGGAAGAACAAGAGCCCCUUCGAGCGUGAGAUUCAGCGGCUGCUGCAGGAGUCGUCGGCGAAGGCGAACAAUUUGAACAAUGGGCGAAACGUGAUGCCCAUAAAUUACUCGAGCAGUCGCCAAAAUCACCAGCAAUCCGACAAGUCCAAGUACGAACUCGAGGGAGUCGAUCCCAAGUCUAAUCACAGCUUAUUGUUCAGCAAGCAUCCAGUCGGACUGGAGGCCAUCAAGGAGAUUACCCGGAACAAGAAUCCGUCGGAAUCGAGCCAAAUGCAAACAUCCGACACGGAAUCGUGUGAGAUUUUGCACGACAACCCUCGCCAAAGCAAAGCUGCGAUGAGUGCGGCCGAGAAGGAAAAGAUGAAUGGGUCAGAGGAGAAUCUGGACGAUGAUGGGGAGAUGAUCUAUCACGACGACGAGAACUAUGGUGCAGCGAAUCAUCAGUCAAUGGACUCUAAUCACUGUGAAAUGGAGAGUCAAUCUGAGUGGAGCGACGAGGAGUGUCGAGAGGAAGCUACAGGUGGAGCAGAGAGUGCUGGAUACAUCACAGAUGAGCCGGGAUUGGAGAACGUGUCCCUGCUCAACGAGGCUGGACUCACGGACGCCGAGGGCGCUCUGUCGGACGUGAACUCACUGUACAACGCUCCUGAUGUGGAUGACACAUCCAUCUCCAGUCGCGCCAGCUCUCGACUCUUGAGUCUGGACUCACUCAGUGGGCUGUACGACUGUGAGCUGGAUGCCAAGCACGAAAUGGCCAUUGUGAGUGCAUCACACAAGAUUACAAGUAAGUUUGGACCGCAGGUUUGAAUGUCACAUCGCGCAAUAUAUGGUGAGUUGGACUCCUUUUGAGUCCCGAUCCUGAAAUUGAAAAUCACAAUCUCGUAAAAAAAAUGACUAAUGAAAUUUAUAACUUAUUCUAGUGUCUAAACAAAGUAAUGAAACGUGACAAGUAUUUAUGAAAGAGAAAGAGUUUGUAGAAUCGUGUAUUGCUAUUUUUUUUCUUUACAUUUACAAAUUAUACACCCUUUUUUAUUCUUGCGAGGAGUUCCUCUGAAGUGUAUCUUUAUUUUUUCGAUUAGUUCUGACUGAUAAGCGAGUAAAUGCGUCUAAUUGUAGCUCAGCAGGAGUGAAAAUUAUAUCGGUAGCAUGAGAGAAUCUAUUAUUAGAGUGGUAAUACCAGUAUAAGAAGCAAGCAGAAUUGUUAAUAUGGCUAAAUUAAUAAAUUGAGAGUAAUAGUGCGGUUCUGUUUAUAUUAUAUUCUCUGUUCGCUUUAAAAGCGACUUAAGUAGCAUGUAAUGGAGGAAUAUUUAUAAACAUUUGCUGGUUUUUGCAUAGCGAGUGAGAAAUGAAAGGGAAACCAAGCGAUGGCAUUAGGAGUAGAAUUGGCGAAAGGUAGUGUUUUUUUUAAUCUUCAAUUUAGUGCUAACUUCUUUUAAUCUGGUGCUAUUUUUUACACCUCUUUUUACUUUGUUUUUUACACCCUAGAAAGAUAGGGGCGUGCAAUUUCUCCCCCUUCCUAUUAUGGAAUGCGGAGGGAUAAAUUGAAAGCGUGACGGGCUGAUGAAAAGGGGAGAAGAAUUGAGUGGAAAGCAAGUUGAAAUACGACACACAAGAGUAUUUUCUUACUCAAGCAACAAAAAGCUCUGAAUACUUGUUAUAAAUCUCAAAAUGUCGACAUUCUGUGUGGCGGGAUAUGAAAAUAUAUACUGAAAAAGAGAUAUUUUAUAUGGUAAAUAUUGAAUUUUGAAAAUGUGACACUCCGCUAAGGAGAACCUUUUUCAGUGUUCUGUACAUAAAAGAUGAAAAUUCCGACCGCAGGACGGAAUGAUGCUCAACAGGAGGAAUACACUCACGUAGAAGUAUAUCAAUUGUAGAGUCUAUUGAGAAUUCAAUUCCCUCAAGGUGAGACAGUGUGUCCUGUUCCGCGUGUCCUUCUUACAAAUUCAGCAUUUCACCGGAUGCGCGGUACAGGACAAACUGUAGCGCGAAUUUUUGUGCUCUUCCCUUUUUUCCUUUGCUGUUGUGCAGAAAGAGAGAGAGAGAGAGAGAGAGGAAAUCAAUGUACUCGAGGCAUUAUGUGAAAACCACUGGAAAAUUGCUUUAAACUCGAAUUUUAGCCCCUUUGUAUGGGACUCAGAGCACCAUUAUUUAGCUUUUCUUCGCUGACAAAAUAUUAUAUGAACUAUCCUGUAAGAUGGCUAAAUCUUCCAUUUGCACCAAUGUUAGAAACUGUAUUAAUUUUAAUCUCAUUUGAUAUACAAGUGAAGUACCGAAGUAGAGUAAUUUGUACUUAUUUUUUUGUGUAUUUGAGAGAAUAAUUUAAAUUGGACAAAGAAGCGAUGAACGAGAGAAUGGUAUAAAAUAAGUGCAUCUAUAAUCAUUUUUUGUCAAUUGUUACCUCAUGAAGAAAUAUACAGAAAUACAUUAACACAUCCAAGA